AGAAAAAGAAAGUUCUAGGGUUUUUGAAUCUCUCAUCGACCCUGAAUCUCUCACCCACCACUCUAAUGGCAUCCAGAAAAAUUCACCUCUUCAGGCAAUCAGCUGUGAAAGCUGGAACCCCUAAGGAUUAUUACAUGAAUCCGUCUGAGAGACUGAUGGCCAAAAAAUCUGGAUGGAGUGUUGUGGAACAUGAAGAUUAUAUUGAGACGAUAUUCGACAUGUCUGCUUUUAAUUAUAAGGAAGGUGAAAUUAUUUAUGCCAAAGGAUACAACUGUCAAGCUAUUGGAGAUUCUGUAAACAAGGAUGAUGACUGCGGUUACAUUAUGAACUCUGAUUUCAUUGAUUUGAAGGGUAUUGAUGGUGAGAUGAAAGAUGGCCUUACUAAGACGUAUUUUCCCAAAAUCAAACGUGAAGAUACUAAGAAGAAGAACGUUGUUGGAUCUAGUUCAGCCUGAGUAGUAUUAGUAACAGAAAUGGAAGGUGGGUUGUUUUUCUAGUUUUUUUUUUUCAGCUUUUUUUUCUAGGAUUUCUGGUUUUAGUAUCUAGGGGUUUUUGAGAUUUAUGGUGAGAUUCGUAUUUUGAUGAUCAUCAGGGGCUUAAUGAUGUAGUCCUUCCAUUUCUGUAAUGAUAAGAAAAUUUGAGUAGUACUGGUAGUAAGAAAGUGUAGUACUAGUACUAGUAGUAUAAAAAUGGAAGGUGCAUUUCUAUGAAAAUUUCUUUCUAGCUGUUGUUUUCUUUAUUUUCUAGCAGGAGGGUUUCUGGUUUUAGUUUCUAGGGUUUUUUUAAGAGUUAUCUUGAGAUCUGGUUGGUUAUUUUGAUCAUCAGUAGGCUAAAAUGAUGAAUCCACAUCUGAUGUAAUCCUUCCAUUUCUUUAGUGACUCAUGGAUAUUAAUUAGUACUGUUAUGUUUAUCUUUUUCUUC
This is a messenger RNA of Papaver somniferum (opium poppy), 921 nucleotides long. RefSeq lists its product as uncharacterized. Lineage: Eukaryota; Viridiplantae; Streptophyta; Magnoliopsida; Ranunculales; Papaveraceae. The transcript has 2 exons. The record is from RefSeq and is a predicted model, not a curated record. Bases 66 to 455 code for a protein of 129 amino acids.